AUGGAGAAGUACCGCGUCUUCAGCGACGAGAGUACGGGGGUUCACCCCUUCAUCCCCGUCGCCUAUAUGAAGGCACAGUUGUCGCCUCCAUCUUCUCUUGCGGUCCGCGUGUGCUCCCUGUCCGUCUCGCUCGUGGCUUUCGUGUGUAAGACUAUUCUCGUUGGCGCCCGUCUCCUGCUGCUCUUCUUUUCUGCCUUUCUGGCUGCACUGACACAGCAGUUCCUCCUGAUUUUUCUCCCCUUCCCCUAUAUGCACUGGCUGCUGUCACUGUGGCUCAUGGCGUUGCCUGCGCGUCUCGCGCUUUUCGCCCUCGGCGUCUGGAACGUCGACGAACAGGCCGCAGACUUUCGGCGCCUGAAGAUCCGCGCGCCGCCGCCGAACGCUCCCUCCCCGUGGUCGGCGUUCCUGAGCCUCCCUGCGGCGCCGGUCGUGUCUUUUCGUCCUGUGGGCGUUUCCUCAAGCGACGCGAAGAAGAUUCGCAGCUGCCGCGUGUGUCUCGCGAGCUUCACGGGCCUGGUGGAGCCCCUAUACCUCGCGUACCGCUUGGCUCCGCGCUUCGCCCUCGUGCAUGAGCACGGUGGCUUCUCCUUCUGCUCCAUCUGGGAUUUUCUCAAGUUCAGUCUCCAGUUUCGACUGGCGCCGGGGCAGGGGACCUAUCGCACGCUGUCGGCGCUUCUGCUCGCCCACGAGAAGUCGUCCACCGCAUGCAUGCCGGUUGUGAUUUUCCCCGAAGGCCAGAAGAGCAACGGGACGUGCAUUUUGCAGUGGACUGCCGCGGCGGGUGUCGCCGGGGGCGACGGGAGGAACGACACUGCAGGCUUUGACGCUGCCGCGUUGCAGUUGCUCGACGGCCGCGUUGCGGAAGUGGGAUGUAUCUACACGGCUAUCGCAGGGGCAGGCACAGGAAAGGAGCCACGCGCCGCCGUGCCUUACGGCCCGCCGCACACGGUUCACCCUCCGAUGCAUCACCUCCGCCUCCUGUUGUCCACGGCCAGACAUGGGGUGGCGUUUGUCUGGGCGGCGCCGAGCGCGGUGCAGGCCUCUGUGCAGCAGCAGCUGCAGAGUCUGGGGGGGGCAGGCGCCUCGGCCUCCGCCUCGCAGAUUCUCUCCUCUCUGCGCGAAGUCAUGACACGCAUGCUGCCAGGCCUCACGGCGGUGAAGUCCAAGGGCGGCAAGGACCUCUGCAAGUUCAACGAGUACUGGGAGAAGACGCAGCAGGAGCAGUACCUGAAGAAUAAUAGAUAA
Molecule: messenger RNA, 1245 nt
Organism: Besnoitia besnoiti
Lineage: Eukaryota; Apicomplexa; Conoidasida; Eucoccidiorida; Sarcocystidae
Exons: 4
Coding region: 1-1245 (414 amino acids)
Source: RefSeq, a predicted model, not a curated record